Messenger RNA from Funneliformis geosporum, 429 nucleotides. The record is from the annotation of a GenBank genome assembly. Lineage: Eukaryota; Fungi; Glomeromycota; Glomeromycetes; Glomerales; Glomeraceae.
AUGGUUACAACAAACAUAACAGAGCAAAGAAAAAAGAAAGCUGACGAUGGAAAUCAAUCGCAACUAAACUCUUUGUUGAAUGAAAUAGGUUGUAACGAUUUAGAUCAUUUAAGAGAAUUAUUAGCUGGACAGAAACUUACAAAGAUAUUAGCAGAAUUAGAUGACCAAAGACGAAACGUUCAAAACUUAAAUUUUGAUUUAACAAAAAAAAAUGAAGAAUUAUCAAGGUUAAGUUCUCAAUUCAAAAUUUUUGAAGAAAAGGCUGAAGUCAAAGCCAAACAACAAGAAAUUAUUAAAGCUUUAGAAGAAAAAAUUGAAGAACAUGGUGUAAUGCGAUAUACACCGCAUGAUCUUGGAUCGGCAAGUAUGAUCGCAUCACGAAAAUCUGGUUCAACGGCCCUUUACAUAUGGACCGACAUUUGCGGGAAA